Pseudogymnoascus verrucosus is the source of this 1802-nucleotide messenger RNA. RefSeq lists its product as uncharacterized. The coding region runs from base 303 to 1619 and encodes 438 amino acids. Gene Ontology annotation, molecular function: flavin adenine dinucleotide binding; tRNA dihydrouridine synthase activity. Gene Ontology annotation, biological process: tRNA dihydrouridine synthesis. Gene Ontology annotation, cellular component: cytoplasm. The record is from RefSeq and is a predicted model, not a curated record. The transcript has a single exon. NCBI's taxonomy places the organism in Eukaryota, Fungi, Ascomycota, Leotiomycetes, Thelebolales, Thelebolaceae.
GGGCUAAGAAUGCACGUGCGAUGGCGGAAUCCUUGGUAUUUUGCGGGUAGAUUUGAGCCCUAGAGGGGAAAAGAGGGUGGAGGAAAGUUACGAUAAAUCACGUGAUAUUAGCGGAGUUGUCAGCGGAAGUUCAUGGCACUCACAGGCGGAGCGGGAAAUAUUUCCUUAACCUUCCGCUCCUCUCCGCCCUCCGCCCCGCUCCUACCGAUAACGAUUCAAAAUUGUGGCGGCGAUACACUCCCUAUGGACUUCUUGGCUUUCUCCUUUCUCACUUCACAUCCACCCUCUUCCCUUGCUAUGUUAUGUUACGCCUCGCAACCUCCAUCAUGACGAACUCUCCCAAAAGGGUCCCCAUCCCCCGCAACGGGGUCGACUACCGCUGCAAACUCGUCCUCGCCCCCAUGGUCCGCUCCGGCGAGCUGCCCUCGCGCCUCCUCGCCCUUCACUACGGCGCCGACCUCGUCUGGGGCCCCGAAACCGUCGACCGCUCCAUAAUCGGCACUACGCGCACCUUCAACUCCGCCCUCUCUACCGUCGACUUCACGCGCCUCUCCAGCAACGGCUCUCAUGGGCCCCGCAAGGAUCAAAAGGAGAGCGUCAUCUUCCGCCUCCACCCCGCGCGCGAGGGCAAGAAACUCAUCUUCCAAAUGGGCACCUCGGACCCCGAGCGCGCGGUCGAGGCUGCGAAACUGAUCGCCGGCGACGUCGCGGGCAUCGACGUCAAUGCCGGGUGUCCGAAGCCGUUUAGCACGAGCGGCGGCAUGGGCGCAGCGCUGCUGCGCACGCCUGAUAAAUUAUGUGCGAUCCUAGAAGCGCUGGUGGCUAAUAUCGCCUCGGAGUUCGAGAUAGGGAUUAGUGUUAAGAUUCGCCUGCUGGAGACGCGGGAGGAGACCGAGACGCUGGUGCGCAGGCUCUGCGCGACGGGGAUUACGGGGCUGACGAUUCAUUGUCGGACGACGCCGAUGAGGCCGCGGGAGAAGGCGAUUAGGGAGCAGUUGACGAUGAUAGCGGAUAUUUGUCGGGAGAUGGGGGUGGCGUGUCUGGCGAAUGGGGAUGUGACGUGUCCGGAGGAUGCGCAGGAGCUGGUUAAUACGUUUGGGGUUGAGGGGGCGAUGAUUGCGACGGCGGCGGAGACGAAUCCGAGUUGUUUUAGGAGGAAGGAGGAUGGGGGGUUAGCGCCGUGGAGGGAGGUGGUGGAGUUGUAUCUGAGGACGAGUAUGGAGGUGGAGAAUCGGUGGGGGAAUACGAAGUACCUCCUUGGGCACCUGGUUCCGGGGAAGGACCCGGUGUAUCGUGGUGUUACGGGGAGUAAGAGUUAUACGGGGAUCUGUGAGCUGCUUGGGUUUCCGGAGCUGGUUGAGCGGGCUAAGGAGGUGGAUCAUGCGCUGGGGUUGGAUGUGGUUCCGGUGAAGCAGGGGAAGAAGAAGCAGAAUAGCACGGCUGAUGCUGCGGGUGGUCAGUCGGGGAAGAAGGAGAAGCGGAAGCCGCUGUCUACUCGUGGCGUCGAGAACUCAAAGCCAGCUGUGGGGACCUCGAAGCCGGCUGUUCAGAGCCCAGCGGUGUCAAUUGAUAUACCACAGCCAGCUAUGGAGAGUGCACUGGCAGCGCAGCUGGUUUAAAGCGGCUACGUUGAAAACUGGGAAAGGGUUCUUUGAGAGGGAACUACUUAUACACAAAAGGCGUUUAUGGCACAUAAGGAGUUGGCAUUACAUUUAUAUACUGUAAUUAUAGGUAGAAGUAAGUUUAACAGCUUACUUAAAUAUAGAAAUAAGUUUAAUAAUUAGGAGGGAUGUGAUUCUAGC